Molecule: messenger RNA, 862 nt
Organism: Fomitopsis serialis
Lineage: Eukaryota; Fungi; Basidiomycota; Agaricomycetes; Polyporales; Fomitopsidaceae
Product: het-c2 protein
Exons: 4
Coding region: 114-779 (221 amino acids)
Biological process (GO): ceramide transport; intermembrane lipid transfer
Cellular component (GO): cytoplasm; cytosol; membrane
Molecular function (GO): ceramide 1-phosphate transfer activity; ceramide 1-phosphate binding
Source: RefSeq, a predicted model, not a curated record
CUGUGGACCGCCCGCCACAGCCUGCACGCGAGUACCGAACACGUACGGUGCCCUGCCUCCUGCCACGCAACUAGCUUUCUUUCACUCGAGUACUUUCAGGGACCACAGACGUUAUGGCACCGUAUUUGGAGAGCAUCAAGUCAUUUGCAGAUGUUUCUGUGACCGACGCUGGCGUCGAUACUGUUCAAUUCCUGCAGGCCGCGGAGGGCGUGGUCGGACUAUUUGGUAUGCUCGCGCUGUUUCCAGCAGAUAUGACGAUCAGCUCAAACUCCGCAGAUCUCUUGGGAUCGGCCGCUUUCACCACUGUGCAGAGUGACCUCAAGGGUAACAUCGCCAAAGUUCGCGCUCGGUACGACGCAAACCCUACGCUGUCUACGACCCUGGAGCUCCUAGUGGAGAAUGAGAAGGGCGAGAAGAAGCGCACGGCCACGGAGGGUCUGAUGUGGUUGCUGCGUGGUCUUAGCUUCACAUGCAAGGCACUGCAGAACGCGCAGGCAAACUCGUCCGAGGAACUGUCGGUCGCUUUCACCAAGGCGUACGACGGGACCCUGAAGAAGUUCCACAACUUCAUGGUCAAGGGCAUUUUCGCCGUUGCAAUGAAGGCGUGCCCCUAUCGUGCAGACUUCUACACCAAAUUGGCCUCGGAUCCUGCGGGAGGCCCUGCGGUUCCGACCGAGCGAUUGAACGAAGAGCUCAAUAAGUGGCUGGCUGCGCUCGACUCAAUUGUGAAGAGAGUGGAGGCUUUCUACGAGAAGGGAGGGCACAACAAGGGCUUCUGAUAGUCGUAAACGAGCUAUAGGUGUGAACUUGCUCUGCCGAUCUAUUAGGUGCGCUGUAUGUACAGUCACCAGUGAUACCAUGU